Messenger RNA from Culex pipiens pallens (northern house mosquito), 1925 nucleotides. It is a transcript of the gene IP3K1, whose product is annotated as inositol-trisphosphate 3-kinase A. NCBI's taxonomy places the organism in Eukaryota, Metazoa, Arthropoda, Insecta, Diptera, Culicidae. Gene Ontology annotation, molecular function: inositol-1,4,5-trisphosphate 3-kinase activity; inositol tetrakisphosphate kinase activity. The transcript has 4 exons. Gene Ontology annotation, cellular component: nucleus; cytoplasm. The record is from RefSeq and is a predicted model, not a curated record. The coding region runs from base 721 to 1872 and encodes 383 amino acids. Gene Ontology annotation, biological process: inositol phosphate biosynthetic process.
CGCAAGCUUUAGUCUGCUCGUAGCCACCGUACGGAUCACACCGCAUCGCGAAACUCGCUCAAAAACUCUUAGACGCAAGAACCAUCUUGCAAACUCAAAAACAAUCCAAGGACAUCUCGGGAAGAUUUGGACAGCGCGACGGUUAGGCGACGAGCCCCCCGUUUUCGGUCAACCUGUUGCAGUGUGGAUUUUAUAAAGUGAAGAUUGAAGAUUUGGAUCAAUAAGUGCGACAUCUGGUGAAGAAUCUAGAAGUUUUGCUAGUGGAAAAUAGAAGGGAAAAAACUUGAAUGCCUCAGUGGGUGUGAUUGCACAACAAAUAUUGAAAGAGCACCUUCGGUGAAAACAAUAUUUGCAUAAUCUCCAACUCUGGCGGUGAAGAAAACAACAAAAUUGUAAAUUAGUGUCGCUCUGCUUAAUGGGGCAAAGUGCUCUCGGCAGCGGGUUAAUGGAAAAGUGUACACACGGUCGUGGUUAAAUAUAAAUACCAAGUUAAUACUACCCCUCUGCGAGGUUGUGCCUGUUGGUGAUACCCUGAAAAAGGAAACUGGUAGCUGGUUUUUUAAUAACAAUAAUAAUCUCUGCGUGGUUGGCAUUUUUCCCUGUGCAACACCAUGUGGUCUUGAAGUGGACCCUUAACCGCGCACGCACGUGGAUUUGCAGUGCCCCCUUAAAGCGCACACACAGACACACUCUCUCGGAAAGGUUUCCGGGCCCCGAGGCAUGACUUCGUCCAUAUACCUCACAAUGGCCGGCUGGACUAGUGACAAGUUUCGACUGAGCUGCCUGGACAACCAAGGCCUCAAGCGUGCCCUGCUCAAGAUGCUCAUCCUGGACAGCAGCAACAGCAACGGCAGAAAUGGCGGAAAACGUGGCAACAUCGAGUCCGAUAGAACGGCCGCUGAAUAUCUGGUGGAUCAAGGAGCGCCAAACAACAAAUCGUUGCUCAGCUUUUUCGCAAUCAACGCCCUUGAGCUGAGUGCACCCGCCAGUCCGGUGCUACUGGAACGUAAUGCACCGGCAAUCCCGUCCGGUUGGCUGCAACUCUCCGGUCACCCGAAAAGCAUCGCUCCAGUUGCGAACGGCAUCGUCCGCAAGCGCGUCACCGGUCCGGCGGACGCCGAAGUGCUCGCCUAUCGCCUGCUCACGCUGGACUCGCACGCGGCCAAGGUCGGACCCAAGUUCCUCGGCGUGCACCAAACCCCCGACGGCGAGCACUUUAUCGAGCUGCAAGAUCUGCUGCACGGCUUUGUCGAUCCGAACGUGAUGGACAUCAAGGUGGGCUUCCGGACGUUCUCGGAGAACGAGGUCUCGAACACGACCCUGCGCGAAGAUCUGUACCGGAAGAUGGUCGCCGUCGAUCCGAGUGCACCGACGCCGGAGGAACAUCAGCGGAAGGCCAUCACCAAGCUGCGGUACAUGCUGUUCCGCGAGAACAUGUCCUCGUCCCAGGAGAAGGGCUUCCGGAUAGAGGCGCUCAAGAUGCGCGGCAGUUCGCCCGUGACGGACAUGAAAACGGUCAAGACGAGCCACGAGAUCGCGGGUACGAUCGCGCACUUUGUCAACCGCCGGAAGUCCGUCGUCAAGGACAUGCUGAAAAGACUGCGCCAGAUGCGAUCGCUGAUCGAAAAGUCCGAGUUCUUCCAGCGCCACCAGGUGGUCGGUAGCAGCAUCUUCAUCGUGUACGACGAUCACAAGGUCGGCGUUUGGUUGAUCGACUUUGCCAAAGCUCUGCCCCUUCCGGCCGAUGUCCGCGUGGAUCACCGACGGCGUUGGGCCCUCGGAAACUGCGAGGAGGGUCUGCUGUACGGCUUUGACGAGCUCAUUCGAACCCUCGACGACGUGUACCGGUCGCUGCAGACGAACCGACGGUAGUGUCAGUCAGCAAAAACGGCGCUAGUCAGCUAGAGAGAGAGCGAGAGUGAAAA